Molecule: messenger RNA, 1330 nt
Organism: Paraphaeosphaeria sporulosa
Lineage: Eukaryota; Fungi; Ascomycota; Dothideomycetes; Pleosporales; Didymosphaeriaceae
Exons: 4
Coding region: 321-1088 (255 amino acids)
Source: RefSeq, a predicted model, not a curated record
GCAAUUUCUGCCUUCCGUCACCAUCCCUGCGCUAUCUUCCCCAGAGUAGAUGCCGAACCGCUGGCCACGACUCCUCGUCUCGAGCGUGCAGAUUGGCAGGCGACACAACACAAGGAUCAUGUCGUGACACCGCCAGCGCAAGGCUCGCGAGUAGGGCGUCGCACAUGUUGCAAAGUCUUCAUAAAAAAGCCUCAUCGUCUCGCAAGAAGGAUGCUAUCGAGUAGACAUUAAACAUCAGUCGUGCUAAUCACUGUACAAUACCGGAUACCCUGCGCGAAUGGUACCACCGAUCGAGCCGGCGAAGCAAGCAAGCGAACGAUAUGCAUGUCGGUGUGAGACAGGCGCUGCAUACUCAAGCCGUGAGCAUCCAAGCCUCGACUUACAGCAAGGAGCCUUCCUAUCUUGCCACUGCCGCUACGCUGGUUUCAUUCGCGCUGUUGAUCUUCUUGCUCAGAGUCUACACGCGUAUAAGACUACUCCGCUUCUUCGCCAUCGAUGACUGGCUUAUACUGGGGGCUGCCAUCGGUUUAGUCGUGGCUCUAGCAUCACUGAUUCUAAUCAACCUGAUCAGCAGGUGGGAGGGUUUCGCUAAUGGGAACACGGGGAAAGCCAUCCUUUCCCUCUGGAUAUUCGAUCUUUUCUCGAUUUUCAGCAUUACGGCUACGAAAACAUCAGCCAUCUUCCUUCUCCUUCGUACCGUUAAGAGAACCGUGUACAGGCGGCUCCUGUGCAUCACAGCCGCAAUCGUCACAUCAACAGGUCUCACUUGGUUUUCCAAUGUGCUCCUCCAAUGCGUACCAGUCGGAGCAGCGUGGGAGCUUGAACGGACGGAAGAUGCCAGAUGUAUGCAGUACAAUACCUUCAGCAACAUGCUUAUUAUCUAUAAUUCGAUCGAUGCCGCAACAAAUCUCACCCUUUCCCUACUUCCCAUGUCGGCGCUCUGGAGUUCACACCAUGCUGUCCGCAACAAGCUCUUCCUGAUAACCCGAGUCACGGUCACAGCUCUCGGCCUCAUCUCCACCACCGCCGCCGUCAUCAGACUCGCCAACCUAUACAAUCUGCGCAACACCACGUUCCUAUUCACGUAAGGCACCCCACCCCUCCCGUCUCCACAGCACUCCCAGCUGAACAGCCCAACAGCCAUGCCGCAACAAUAUGCAUUUGCAGCGUGUAAGUUCCGCCACUCUCCCACUCAUCGGUCCUGUUUCUGUGUCAUGCGCCGUAGCUACAGAUUUUCGUGGUGCAAGAUUGCGGCCGGAUGCGCGUGUGUCGCAGGUGGUCGCACAUGUACCACGGUCGGUUCCACGGCGACCCGUGGGCAUGGUAACGG